AUUUAUCUUCCGUUCAAUAAUACAUUUCUCGUGGAACGGUUAUUUUUCGAUCACGAACAUAUCGUGCGAGCACUGAAUAUGAAGAAAUCGUCAGGACUCAGAGUUGAACUUGAAAUACCUGAAAAUGUGAACGAUAUAACAUUAACCAAAACAAAUUUAAAAGGAGAUUGGAUAAACUUUUUUUUUUUAUUACUACUUUACACAAUGCAAGGCUUGCCAUUAGGCAUAUCCGGGGCUAUGACGAUACUAUUACAAAGCAAGAAAAAUGUGACGUACAAAGAUCAGGCAGUAUAUAGUAUAACAAAAUGGCCAUUUAGCUUGAAACUCUUAUGGGCGCCAUUAGUAGACGCACUCUAUGUACAAAAAUUUGGAAGGCGGAAGUCUUGGUUAAUGCCUGUUCAAUAUUUAAUCGGAAUAAUUUUUAUGUAUGCGGCAAGUGACAUUGAUAAUUUGUUACCUGAAACUGGAAAACCAAACAUCAAAAUGCUGGCUUACAUUUUCUUCAUGAUGAACUUUUUAGCCGCCACCCAGGAUAUUGUAGUGGACGGUUGGGCACUGACGAUUUUGAAAAGGAAUAACGUAGGCUAUGCGUCUACUUGCAAUGCAUCGGGACAAACAAUAGGUUCUAUGAUAGGUUCCAUGGUACUUAUUUUGUUUACAUCUGAAGAGUUUUGUAAUAAAUACUUACGAAAUACACCUGCUGUGGGUGGCAUAGUUUCUGUGAAAAGCUUAUUCUACGGUUGGGGAAUAAUUUUCAUAUUAGUAACAACUUUAGUUUGCAUAUUCAAAAAAGAAAAGGAUAUUGUAUUUGAGGAUGAUCACGAAAAAAUUAAUGUGGUUCAUAACUAUUUAUUAUUAUGGGACAUAUUAAAAUUACCUAGUAUUCAAAUAUUGAUGAUAAUAAUGAUAACUUCGAAGAUUGGAUAUGCUGUAACUGACAAUGUGUCUACCUUAAAACUCGUUGACGCAGGUGUAUCAAAAGAAGACCUAUCAAUGAUAGAAACAGUGAUGUCUGUAAUAAACGUUAUUAUAUCAUUCGUUAUAGGGAAAUACACUUCAGGUCCAAAACCGAUAAGUUUAUACUUGAAAAUUAUACCCAGCAGAUUGCUUUUGAACAUUGCAUUUGCUCUGUUUAUUUAUUAUACGCCCAAAUUGUUAUCACUUGAUGGACAUGGAUAUACUUCAAUAUAUUACUAUCCACUUCUCAUAUUUCUAUCAUCAAUACAACAAAUUCUAAUGCACACUAUGUUUAUAUCUACAUUAGCUUUUUUUUCUCGAAUAAGUGAUUGUCGUAUUGGUUCUACUUACAUGACGUUAUUGAAUACUUUUGCAAAUUUAGCAUAUAUAUGGACGUCAACUGCUUCAUUGGGACUGAUUGAUGUGUUGUCAUUCAAAGAAUGUUCGCCAAAUAAAUGUUCUACACUAAAAAAUUCUGAAUAUCCGUGUUUAAAUGAAGACGAGUGUAUUGUAACAGUGAGUGGUUAUUAUGUAGAAAUGCUUAUAUGCACUAUUAUUGGAAUAAUUUGGUAUUUUGCUACUAAAAAUACACUCAAAAAAUUUCAAACUAUGGAUUCUUCUCAUUGGCUGGUUAAUUUGAACAAAACAGUAACAGCCAACAGGAAAUAAAGAAAUGGGAUAUGUUGCAAUAACUGUUUGGGUAUGACCAUUUGGACGUAACUACUUCAAAGCAAGAAUUUGAAGACAUCUGUUUAGGCAUAUUUAUUUUGAGACAUAAAAUUAAUUUAAUAACUCAAAAAUUAUAAAUAUUCAAACAUAUGUUAAGCUUAACUAUUUUUAAAUAUUAAAUAUGUACGAGUACAAUUAUUGACAUUACUUGUUUUGCUAUACUCUAUACGAAAACAUAUGUUACAUAAGUAAUACUAAUUAAAAUAAUAAACCAUACCUGAGACUUGA
Rhopalosiphum maidis (corn leaf aphid) is the source of this 1914-nucleotide messenger RNA. RefSeq names its product acetyl-coenzyme A transporter 1-like. The record is from RefSeq and is a predicted model, not a curated record. Lineage: Eukaryota; Metazoa; Arthropoda; Insecta; Hemiptera; Aphididae. Gene Ontology annotation, cellular component: membrane. Gene Ontology annotation, molecular function: acetyl-CoA transmembrane transporter activity. The coding region runs from base 79 to 1626 and encodes 515 amino acids. The transcript has 11 exons.